UAUACUAUUCGUAAUCAAACAUGAUUGAGCACGUGUUAUUUUGAUUGAGUGAAUCUGUAUAAAAGCCAGCAGUGUGAGUUGUAGAAUUACUUCCAUAUUCGCCAGGUGCCAAUCUAUCAUCAUGAAAGUUUUCAUCAUGUUGGCUGUCGUCGUUGUAGCAGUAACUGCUGAGAUGUGCAGAGAAACCAGAGACUGUCAUUCCAGCGUUACAAUGUGUGCCUCAGGAUCAGAACUUCACUGUGUUAACCACCAGUGCACAUGCACAACGGCCGCUUCCGGUACCGGAGGCUGUACCACCGCUGACCAGUGCAGCGGAAGAUGCGACAACGGACGUCAACACCACUGUGUCGAUGGUCAUUGCAGAUGUUUACACUUUUAAAACAAUAAACUACGUUUUAGUUUU
Molecule: messenger RNA, 403 nt
Organism: Magallana angulata
Lineage: Eukaryota; Metazoa; Mollusca; Bivalvia; Ostreida; Ostreidae
Product: serine protease inhibitor Cvsi-2-like
Exons: 3
Coding region: 122-379 (85 amino acids)
Source: RefSeq, a predicted model, not a curated record